This is a messenger RNA of Ilex paraguariensis (yerba mate), 516 nucleotides long. The record is from the annotation of a GenBank genome assembly. Lineage: Eukaryota; Viridiplantae; Streptophyta; Magnoliopsida; Aquifoliales; Aquifoliaceae.
AUGGACGUUAACCAACGACAAGCGGACGUUAGCGAAUCGGUGGUGAAGAAAAUGAGGAUCAACGUGAAAGACUCGACGAUGGUGAGGCCGGCGCAGGCGACGCCACUGCGGAGCCUCUGGAACUCUAACGUGGACCUGGUGGUGCCGAACUUUCACACUCCUAGCGUCUACUUUUACCGUCCGGCCGGUUCUUUGAACUUCUUUGACGCCGGAGUGAUGAAGGAUGCGUUGAGUCGAGCACUCGUGCCGUUCUACCCCAUGGCCGGCCGGUUGAAGAGGGACGACGAUGGUCGAAUCGAGAUCGAUUGUAAUGGUGAGGGCGUUCUCUUUGUGGAGGCCGAAUCUGAUGGCGUGGUCGAUGAUUUUGGGGACUUUGCGCCCACUUUGGAGCUCCGGAAGCUCAUUCCGGCGGUGGAUUAUUCUCAGGGAAUAUCAUCGUAUUCUCUUCUGGUCUUGCAGGUACGUUCUUCUUGUUUCAUACGAAUCCAAUAUAAUUAUAAUUAUAUUGAAAUUUAA